Molecule: messenger RNA, 926 nt
Organism: Aspergillus glaucus CBS 516.65
Lineage: Eukaryota; Fungi; Ascomycota; Eurotiomycetes; Eurotiales; Aspergillaceae
Exons: 1
Coding region: 272-649 (125 amino acids)
Source: RefSeq, a predicted model, not a curated record
UUUUUUUUUUUUUUUUUUUUCGUUUGUGGCUUGACUCGGCACGCGUCAAUAAAAAAAAUAGAAAAAAACAACAACAACAACGCAUACUUGCACAUAUUAAUAGUAUCUCGCGACACGCUGGCUGGAAUUCGAUUUUGUUGAUCAAAAUCAAAAUCCUCACCGCAUUCUUGCUUUAUAUCGAUCAGCCCUACUUCAUCUCAACCACUACAUCACAUCACAUCCACUUCAAUUCAAUCACCUCCAAUACAAUAACACAAAACAAAACAACAAAAUGUACGCCGCCCGUGCCGCAAAACCAAAGCUCUCCCUGAGCAUCUCCGCCGCCCAAAACGCCCGCUCCUCCUUCCCCCUCAAAUCUCCCAGCGCCGCCCCCCGCACCCCAAUCUCGCCCGCCGCUCCUAUCCCCAGCCCCGGUGCCGGUGCGAAGCGCUUCUCAACGCUGCAGCCAUCCUACGCGUACGCCAACACUUGCUCAUCCAAGAGUAUUCUCAAGAAACAGCCUGGUCACGGGGCUGGCGCGGACAAGAGGAUUAAGUUCAAGGGGACGCCGACUGUGCAUUGCGUCACGCCGAUUGAGAAUAAGGAGGAGUAUUAUGGGUGUCAUACGAGGAUGGGGAGGGAGGAGAGGAGGUGGGUUGUUAGGGAGUGAUUUGCUUGAGUUGAGUGAUGGAUAUGACACGACAAGAUAAGAUGAGAAGAUGAAGCGCGUCUUGACCGGAUCUGGUCGAUAGCUAGGGCUAUUGAGAGACGGGUCGACCUUGAUGGUCUGCAAUCACGCCCGGCUCCGACGGACUCAGGUCUACGAUACAACACUGUCGGAAUAAGGUCUCGGAUGGUCCUGUUGGAUGGGCUAUGUGUGUUAAGAGUGCUAUUAUGAUCAUGACGUGAUGCCUUAUGAACUUACCUAGCUGGAAUCAAUGCACUCA